This is a messenger RNA of Hyalella azteca, 1624 nucleotides long. RefSeq names its product uridine 5'-monophosphate synthase (gene r-l). Gene Ontology annotation, molecular function: orotate phosphoribosyltransferase activity; orotidine-5'-phosphate decarboxylase activity. The coding region runs from base 136 to 1563 and encodes 475 amino acids. Lineage: Eukaryota; Metazoa; Arthropoda; Malacostraca; Amphipoda; Hyalellidae. The record is from RefSeq and is a predicted model, not a curated record. The transcript has 11 exons. Gene Ontology annotation, biological process: 'de novo' pyrimidine nucleobase biosynthetic process; 'de novo' UMP biosynthetic process.
GACGUUCUGUGUCUGACAGCGUUCUACCGGCAAGCUCAGGAGGACGGUCGACGGCACGUGAGCAAUCUGUCGAAACUCGAAAGUUCUUUAUCAGUUUAUUUUAUAUAGACAAUUAAUUUCAUCCUUCCUACAAUAAUGGAGAAAGACAAGUUGGAAGAAUGCAUUCUCCAGAUGCAUGAAAUAGGUGUGUUAAAGUUUGGAGAUUUUACGCUCAAAAGUGGCAUGCAGUCGCCUGUUUAUUUUGAUAUGAGGAUUGUUACCUCGUAUCCCAAACUCUUGAAAGUGGUGUCAGAACUGCUAUGGUGUGUUGCUCCACGGAAGGCUUAUGACCACAUCUGUGGUGUGGCAUACACUGGCAUCCCCCUUGCCACUGUAAUCUCACAGCUGCAGGAUAUGCCAAUGCUGGUCCGGCGCAAGGAGAGCAAAAACUACGGAACAAAGCAGCUGGUGGAGGGCGUGUACCGUGCAGGACAGUCGUGCCUGAUCGUGGAGGAUGUGCUCGUGUCAGGCACUUCUGUAUACGAGACUGUCGAGACUUUACGCAACCUGCAGCUGAACGCAAGCGACGCUGUGGUUUUUCUAGACAGACAACAGGGCGGUGCUUGCAAUCUUCAUACCCUUGGUGUCAAUAUCACGCCCGUGGUUACCCUUGACCAGAUGCUGGAGGUGCUGAAACGACACGGCCGAAUCCAGGAUACCAUGAUUGCUGAAGUGCAGCAGUUUAUCAGAAAAAAUAAUGUAACAAAAAUAAGAACAAAAUGCGAGGAGGCUGUUUCAGUCCCGGCCAAUGAACGACUGAUUAAAACUUUCGAACUCCGAGCGGAUGCUGCUGUUCAUCCAUUGGUGCGCUCACUGCUGGGCAUCGUGACGAGCAAGCGCAGCAACUUGUGCGUCUCAGCUGACGUCAGCAGCUGCACUGAACUCCUGACGCUUGCUCAGCAGGUGGGGCCGCACAUAUGUCUUUUGAAGACACACGUAGACACACUGCCUGACUUUUCUGAUUCAGUUGCACAGCAGCUCCGCAGUGUGGCUCAGCAACACAACUUCCUGCUCUUCGAAGACAGUAAGUUUGUGGACAUCGGAGCGACGGUGGCUCGGCAGUGGGAGCGGCGCGGUGCGUGGGCCGACAUAGUUACGGUGGUGCCUAUUGCAGGAGAUGGCCUCCUCACUGCCAUCGCUCAGGCUGCACUCGAUAACUCCAAGAAAGGUGUGAUACUGGUGGCGGAGAUGAGUUCGGACGGAGCCCUGCGCAGCGCAGAGUAUCAGGAGAUGUGCCGUGCUGCAGCCAAGCGCUUCCCUCACCUCGUUAUGGGCUUCGUGAGCCAGUCCAGCAUCUCACAAUCACCAUGGCUGCUGCAGCUGAGCCCCGGCGUGAGCGUGAGUGCGUCAGGGGACGCGCUAGGCCAGCGCUACGUGAGCCCCGAAUGUUCUGUUGGGGAGCGUGGCGCUGACGUCAUCAUCGUGGGUCGCGGAGUGACCACUUCUUCUGACCCUGCCGCUGCUGCUGCCAACUAUCAGCAGCUAGCGUACUCGGCUUAUCUUGAGCGUGUGAAGCGCUUGUAAACUGUUGCUAGUUCUUAAGUGGCUUCAUUUUGUUUACAUGUUGUUUCCAAUAGUGAUCAUU